AUGUCUCUGCAGACAUGCAUGGGGACCGGGGUCCAGCUAGAGCCACAGAACCUCCACCUUAAGCUAAGAGUCGGCAUGCCCCAGUCAUUUGAGGUGAGGUUCAGGCGUGCAGAGGUUUAUCCCAUAGACCUGUACUACCUGAUGGACCUGUCUUUCUCCAUGAAAGAUGACCUGAAGAACAUUAGGAACCUGGGACGGGAGGUGGCCACUGCCAUGAAGAACAUCACCAGUGCUGUCAGGAUAGGCUUUGGUUCCUUUGUGGAUAAGGUGGUGGAACCCUACGUCAGUACAGUGGAGGCCAAACUGGCCAACCCAUGCAACGAGGGGUACAAGAGCCCCUGCCAGCCUGCCUUCAGCUUCAAACAUGUACUGAAGCUCACUGAGGACGUUGAAGAGUUUGAGAGAAAGGUGAGCAAGCAGAGCAUCUCCAGUAACCUAGACAACCCAGAAUCAGGCUUUGACGCCAUCAUGCAGGUGGCUGUCUGUCAGGUAAGAACGAAUGGCUGACUGGUGUUUCAAUAGAACUCAGAACUGUAUUUUGAAAAUAGAGUUAGAGAGAAAACCGUGUAAAAGAACAGCAAAUA
Oncorhynchus nerka (sockeye salmon) is the source of this 584-nucleotide messenger RNA. RefSeq names its product integrin beta-7-like. The record is from RefSeq and is a predicted model, not a curated record. Gene Ontology annotation, biological process: cell adhesion mediated by integrin; cell-matrix adhesion; integrin-mediated signaling pathway. Bases 1 to 507 code for a protein of 168 amino acids. Lineage: Eukaryota; Metazoa; Chordata; Actinopteri; Salmoniformes; Salmonidae. The transcript is spliced from 4 exons. Gene Ontology annotation, molecular function: integrin binding. Gene Ontology annotation, cellular component: cell surface; focal adhesion; integrin complex.